AUGUUAAAAUUACUCUGCAACAUUGGACGUAUGUCCAAUUUAAAUUCGAAUGCUAUUUUUUUACAUGAUAAAUCAACACGUUUUGUAACUGCUCAUGUUUGUAAUUGGUAUGUUAAUGCCAGUAGUAAAGCCAAAGUCAGUGAUGUUGUUGAUGAUGCUGUUAAAGGAAAAAGAAAGAAAGAUAAUAAAACCGACAAAAAUCCAAGUUCUCCAACAAUGGAAAAACAAAAUAUCGUUAAAAAAACUAAAUCAACAGUAAAAAAAUUGGACUCUGAUAAGAAAAAACCUAAACCAGAAACAAGUAUAAUCAAAAAUUUAAAUAAAUCUAAAUUUUUGGAGGAUAAAAAUAAUGAAGGUGUUGUUAAAAAAUCAACUAAAAAAAAAGCUACAAUUAUUGAGCAAUCUUCUAGUGAUGAAACGAAAGCUGCUCCAGGAAAAGAUGGUAAAAAACAAGAUAAAACAGCAGUUCUACAAGAAAUAGAAUACGAUCCAAGUGCAGAAAAAUAUCAUCCAAUUAAUGAUGCAUGUUGGAAAAAAAAUGAAAAAGUACCAUACAUUGCAUUGACAAAAACAUUUGAUUUAAUUGAAAAUACAAGUUCACGUUCAAAAAUAUCUGAUAUACUUGCAAAUUAUUAUCGUUCAGUAAUAGUACUAAGUCCAGAUGAUUUAUUACCAAGUAUUUAUUUAUGUUUAAAUAGUUUAGCACCAUCAUAUGAAGGCAUAAAACUUGGUAUUGCUGAUAAAACAUUAAUAAAAGCACUUGCCCAAUGUACUGGUCGUACUGUGUCACAAAUACAAUCUGAUAUUCAAAAACUUGGUGAUAUUGGUAAUGUUGCUGAAAAUUCAAGUUCAAAUCAACGUUUUAAGAUGCAACCUUCACCACUAAUGGUCAGCCAUGUAUUUACAAAGCUACGUGAAAUUGCAAAUUUAUCGGGUAGCUCAUCAGUUGAAAAAAAGAUUAACAUAAUACAAUCACUAUUUGUAGCAUGUCGUGAAAGUGAAGCAAAGUUUUUAAUACGUUCAGUAGCUGGCAAAUUACGUAUUGGUCUUGCUGAAUCAUCAGUACUGUCAGCAUUAUCAAUGGCAUGUACAUUAACACCACCAAAUCAAAGUAAUUAUCCACCAGAAAUAAUUGAUUCAAGUAAAAAUUUAACAGCUGAUGAAUUUAAAGAUAAAUAUGAUAAAAUAUCAUCAAUUAUUAAAACAACAUACUGUGAAUGUCCAAAUUAUAAUUUAAUAAUACCCGUUGUAUUUAAUGAUGGUGUUUAUGAAUUACCAAAUAAAUGUAAACUACGUCCAGGUGUACCAUUAAAACCAAUGCUUGCAAAUCCAACAAAAGGUGUACAAGAAGUAUUAAAACGUUUUGAUGGGCUAAAAUUUACAUGUGAAUGGAAAUAUGAUGGUGAAAGAGCACAAAUACAUGUUGAUGAUGAUGGUAAUGUAACAAUAUAUUCACGAAAUCAAGAAAAUAAUACAUCAAAAUAUCCUGAUAUUGUAAAACGUUUAACAAAUGGAUUGAAUCGUGAUAAAAUUAAAAGUUGUAUUCUAGAUUGUGAAAGUGUUGCUUGGGAUAAUGAUAAAAAACAAAUAUUACCAUUUCAAAUAUUGAGUAAAAGAAGACGUAAAAAUGCAAAUGAAUCAGAUAUCAAAGUACAAGUAUGUGUAUUUAUGUUUGAUUUAUUAUAUUUAAAUGGUGAAUCACUUGUACAAGAGCCAUUUUCAAAAAGACGUGCUCUAUUAAAAAAUCAUUUUCAAGAAAUCGAAGGUGAAUUGAAAUUUGCAACAUGUCUUGAUACAACUAAAAUGGAAGAGGUACAAGAAUUUUUAGAAGAAAGUGUCAAGGGUAAUUGUGAGGGUUUAAUGAUUAAAACACUUGAUGAAGAUGCAACAUAUGAAAUUGCAAAAAGAUCAAGAAAUUGGUUAAAGCUAAAAAAAGAUUAUUUAGAAGGUGUUGGUGAUACAAUUGAUGUUGUUGUUAUUGGUGGUUAUAUUGGUAAAGGCAAAAGAACUGGUACAUAUGGUGGUUUUUUGUUAGCAUGUUAUGAUUCAUCAAGUAAAGAAUAUCAAAGUAUUUGUAGAAUUGGUACUGGUUUUACCGAGGAUGAUUUAACAAAACAUACGGAAUUUUUAAAAGGUCAUAUUGUUAAAACAGCUAAAUCAUAUUAUCGUGUUGAUUCAUCAUUAGAACCAGAUCAUUGGUUUGAACCAGUACAAGUAUGGGAAAUUAAAUGUGCUGAUUUAUCAUUAUCACCAGUUCACACUGCUGCUGUUGGUAUUGUUGAUUCAUUAAAAGGUAUAUCAUUGAGAUUUCCAAGAUUUAUUAAAAUUCGUGAUGAUAAAAAUCCUGAAGAUGCAACAUCAGCCCAACAAAUUGCUGAUAUGUAUAAUAAUCAAAAACAAAUUAUUAAUCAACAAGCUAAUAAUUCUACUAAUGUUGAUAAAGAUGAUUAAUAAUUUAUAGGUAGUUUUAUUUUUU
Aphidius gifuensis is the source of this 2476-nucleotide messenger RNA. RefSeq names its product DNA ligase 1 (gene DNAlig1). The coding region runs from base 1 to 2451 and encodes 816 amino acids. The record is from RefSeq and is a predicted model, not a curated record. The transcript has 3 exons. Lineage: Eukaryota; Metazoa; Arthropoda; Insecta; Hymenoptera; Braconidae. Gene Ontology annotation, cellular component: mitochondrion; nucleus. Gene Ontology annotation, biological process: DNA biosynthetic process; Okazaki fragment processing involved in mitotic DNA replication; DNA repair. Gene Ontology annotation, molecular function: DNA ligase (ATP) activity; ATP binding; DNA binding.